UAUGAAUCUAACAACUACUUAAAACGACAACUUCCUAAGACUCUCACUUAUUUGACCUUGCGCCUUUGCCGCUACCAUCUUCCCAUUCCACACCACCAACAAACAAAUCAUUGUUUCGUAGUGUUCACUUUGUUCUCAAGCCUCAUCACUUCCAUGGAUUCAGAACGAGCACCCCACGUUCAAGAAGAAGACAUAGAAGGUGCUGAUCGAGGGACCAAGAAGAAGAGGGUCAACAAUGAAACCAAGAAGAAGAGGAGGUCUUAUAUACCCAAGUUUGGUUGUUUCAGGAUCGAAUAUGAUGCCACUGGAGAAAGUUUUGAUAUGGAGGUUGUUGAUGCAUCUGGUCAGCGUCCAAAACCUACCCACUUGAUUAUAACGGUUAAUGGUCUCAUAGGCAGCGCUCAGAAUUGGAAAUUUGCUGCAAAGCAGUUUCUGAAAAGGUAUCCAGAUGAUGCUAUUGUACAUUGCAGUGAGUGUAAUUCUGCAAUGUUGACAUUUGACGGCGUUGAUGUAAUGGGAGAGAGAUUAGCAGAGGAGGUUAUAUCAGUUAUAAAACGUUACCCAAGUGUACAGAAAAUUUCAUUUAUAGGUCAUUCUUUAGGUGGCUUGGUAGCAAGGUAUGCAAUAGCCAAGCUUUAUGGGAAAGACAUGUCUAUGGAAUUUUCUCAGGGGAAUGGGAAUUGUGAGAGUCAGAUUUCAGAUCAAGAAUGUCAUGAUAGGAAAUAUGAAGGUAAAAUUGCAGGACUGGAGCCCAUAAAUUUUAUUACCUCCGCAACGCCACACCUUGGUUCUAGAGGGCAUAAACAGGUUCCAAUGUUUUGUGGGUUUUACUCUCUGGAGAAAGCAGUAUCUCAUGUUGCAGGGUUUUUUGGCAGAACAGGAAAACAUCUAUUUUUAACUGAUAGUAAAAAUGGAAAACCUCCUCUUCUUCUGCAGAUGGUUCGUGACUCUGAAGAUAUGAAAUUCAUGUCUGCAUUAAGGUCCUUCAAACACCGUGUUGCCUAUGCUAAUGCUCGUUAUGACCAACUUGUUGGAUGGAGUACGUCAUCUAUAAGGCGUAGAAACGAGCUUCCAAAGCGCCAGCAUCUUUCAAGACACGAGAAGUACCCACAUAUUGUAAAUGUAGAGACAGCAACAUCCACUUCUGUUCCUGAGGAAGUUACUACUGAAUCUAAAGUGAGUAGUGGAUCCGGUAAACUUGACAUGGAAGAGGAAAUGAUCAGAGGCUUAACAUCAAUGAGCUGGGAUCGCAUUGAUGUCAGCUUCAGUGGGAUUAGGCAGAGAUAUCUCGCACAUAGUACCAUUCAGGUAAAAAGUUACCGUUUCAAUUCUGAUGGAACAGACGUGGUUCAACAUAUGGUUGACAAUUUUCAGUUAUAGAAUUUUCCCAUUUUGCCCGCUUCUAAGGGACAGGGUAGUGCCAUUUUUCUUGAGGAGGUGGAGAAAAGGGGUGUUUGUGUAUUUUCCUACUCGCUUGACUCUUUAGAGCACAAAAGAAGGGAAAGAUGAAUUAAUGAAAGAAUAGAAUGGGAUGUAUAUUGUACUUUAAUAAGAUGUCGUUCUUGUACCUAUUCUAUUUUAUACUUUUAUAAAGAUUCCCUGG
Gastrolobium bilobum is the source of this 1603-nucleotide messenger RNA. RefSeq names its product putative lipase ROG1. NCBI's taxonomy places the organism in Eukaryota, Viridiplantae, Streptophyta, Magnoliopsida, Fabales, Fabaceae. The transcript has 10 exons. The record is from RefSeq and is a predicted model, not a curated record. Bases 154 to 1380 code for a protein of 408 amino acids.